AUGUCCUCUUUCAUCCACAGGACAAUUCGCAAUUUUUUCCACUCACAUGAUAAGUUUUCGCGCGACUACGAGGAUCUGGAGUUACAACGUGAGGCGAUUUUCGAAACUCUCUGGGAGACGCAUAAAAGCGCACGGGACUUGGAAGGCUGGUCACUUGGACCAGACGAAUUAGAGGGGCUAUCGAUUGUUAUAAUACCUCUCGACCUCACUGCUAGCCGCGCGAUCGACGUAGCUCCAGACACAACCUCAGCGGCGUACUUCGUUCCCCUCAGGCAACAGUUUAUCGAACAGCAUGCGAUGGACGUUUCGGACGCAAGAACCCAGAAACGGCUGGAUAACUUGGAAAGGCAUCUAAUGCCCAGAUUCAGCAUGAGCCUCAUUGAGUACGAAUCUCUCGAUGCUUAUAGCAAAGCUGGAGAUCUUUGUAGUCGUCUGCAUAUGGAGAUGUCGACUAGAAGGCUCGCAAUGAAGGAUGGAUCGUCCAAUCUGAGCAUGAUCACAAGAUGGCGACGCAACAUCGACUUCUUUCCCGAUCCUGCCUUUACCACCAGAACUGUUAAAUCCCGAGACGGAUUCACAAGUAAUAUACAUCACUUUUACGGAUGCUCGAACGAGCCUACCUUCCCCCACAUCAAGUUGGUUCUACAGCAUAGUGAUAUCGUGGACCCGGAACAGCUGCUGAAAGCUGAAGUCCUAGCCAUAACGGCCACGAUGCAUUCCCGUCUGUGCGCGGAGACUCUCAGAACACUUGAUGGCUCCUUUGUCUCUUUCCUUGUGAUGGUUUUUACAUUCGCGGAACACAUCGGGCGCAUUUUGACUGCGAUUCACGACGGUGAGGCUUUGAGAAUCUCGAUGUCCGCAUUCUACAAUUUCCAGCGAGCAUCGAGGGAGACCUGGAAUUUGUUCGCUCGAUACUUGGGAGGGGACAUCAACCGUCACUUGUCGACCAAGAAGGUGCCGAUCCGGAAUGUCGCGUCAGAUGCGGAGUUAUCACCCACUGAGGCUGAAAUGACUCGUGUGAGAAGGUAUGCGAGGCAGAGGCGCAUGCGACCAGCAGUAUUGCCAAAGCUACAGUGA
Molecule: messenger RNA, 1077 nt
Organism: Aspergillus homomorphus CBS 101889
Lineage: Eukaryota; Fungi; Ascomycota; Eurotiomycetes; Eurotiales; Aspergillaceae
Exons: 5
Coding region: 1-1077 (358 amino acids)
Source: RefSeq, a predicted model, not a curated record